GCUGGCGCGGGGUGCCGGGUCCCCAUCGUCCGGCGACAGCAGGCAUGGGGAGCGGGCGCGUCCCGGCGGCGGGGGCCGUGCUGGUGGCACUGCUGGCGCUGGGAGCCCGGCCGGCCGCCGGCACGCGGCCCUCGGCGUUCUUCCUCCACGGUUUUAUAUCUGAGUGCCAAUUCCUGAACGGCACCGAGCAGGUGAGGCUUCUGGUCAGGCAGAUCUACAACCGGCAGCAGUUCGCGCACUUCGACAGCGACGUGGGGAAAUAUGUGGCCGAUACAGCGCUGGGAGAGUACCCGGCUGAAUACUGGAACAACAACACUGAGUAUCUGGAGUACUUCCGGGGUGUAGUGGACACGGUCUGCCAGUACAACUACGGGAUUGUGGAGCCCUUCACGGUGCAGAGGAGCGUGGAGCCCAAGGUGCGGGUGUCGGCGCUGCAGUCGGGCUCCCUGUCCGAAACGGACCGCCUGGCGUGCUACGUGACGGGCUUCUACCCGUCGGAGGUCGAGGUGAAGUGGCUCGUGAACGGGCGCGAGGAGACGGAGCGCGUGGUGUCCACGGACGUGAUGCAGAACGGGGACUGGACGUACCAGGUGCUGGUGGUGCUGGAGACCGUCCCGCGGAGCGGGGACAGCUACGUGUGCCGGGUGGAGCACGGCAGCCUGCGGCAGCCCGUCAGCCAGCCUUGGGAGCCGCCGUCGGACGCGGGCAGGAGCAAGCUGCUGACGGGCGUGGGGGGCUUCGUGCUGGGGCUCGUCUUCCUGGCGCUGGGGCUCGUCGUGUUCCUGCGCGGUCAGAAAGGGCGCCCCGUCGCCGCCGCUCCAGAGAUGCUGAAUUAGCUGCUACCCCGCCGAGCCGCUCCACCCGCACCCCCCGCAUCCCCGGCCGUCUCCUCGGCUCUCCUUCGGUCGGCCCUCUCCCCGUGCCGCCCGUCUGCCACAGCAUCGCCCGCUCUGUGCCCACCCCGAGAAGAAGUCACUCAGACGGCGCCCUGCUGUCUGCACAUCCUUGGGGUCCUUCUGUUGUGCGACAGCAGGGGAAGGGAGCGGGCGGUCUGUGCUCUUCCAUUCCCUUCAGUACCAGGUUGUGGUUUGGGUUCUUUAACCAAAUAUAUUCUUUUAUUGCAUAAAAUCA
This is a messenger RNA of Lagopus muta (rock ptarmigan), 1131 nucleotides long. Its product is annotated as class II histocompatibility antigen, B-L beta chain-like. Bases 45 to 836 code for a protein of 263 amino acids. The record is from RefSeq and is a predicted model, not a curated record. Gene Ontology annotation, cellular component: MHC class II protein complex; membrane. The transcript is spliced from 6 exons. Gene Ontology annotation, biological process: antigen processing and presentation of exogenous peptide antigen via MHC class II; positive regulation of T cell activation; peptide antigen assembly with MHC class II protein complex. Gene Ontology annotation, molecular function: MHC class II protein complex binding. Lineage: Eukaryota; Metazoa; Chordata; Aves; Galliformes; Phasianidae.